AUGUCCGACAGUGACACGAGCAAAGCAGCUAAGAAAUGUUCUCAUGGCACUUGUGCUGUGGUGGGAUUCUGCGUGAGGGAUUUCAACAAGAUGGUCCUCCGCUCAUCCCCAAUCCCAGACCAGCUCGAGUUCCUGAGGAGGCAGCCCAGGUUGCAGCAAGGCGACAAGCCAGUCACCAUAGCUGGAAUCUCGCUAAGGCACCAGGGCAGGCACAUCACACCAGCAGAUCUUGCUAGGAUUGGACGCAGCGAAAGUGAUCUUUCCAUUUACAGGAAGGAGAAAUCAGUCUCGAUCAUACUGAAAGACUUGAAGCUGGAGUUCGAAUCGAAGAAGAAGGAUCGUUUCUACCUGAGGAAAGAGUACUUCUCAAAGGCCAAAAAACGCCCACUCGACGAUCUUCCACAACCGAGCAAACCGUUUCUUUUGAACAACAUCGAGAGUGUGAGAAAAAGAAUGAAAGGUACGUGA
This is a messenger RNA of Guillardia theta CCMP2712, 468 nucleotides long. RefSeq lists its product as hypothetical. The record is from RefSeq and is a predicted model, not a curated record. The coding region runs from base 1 to 468 and encodes 155 amino acids. Lineage: Eukaryota; Cryptophyceae; Pyrenomonadales; Geminigeraceae. The transcript has a single exon.